Molecule: messenger RNA, 6250 nt
Organism: Alligator sinensis (Chinese alligator)
Lineage: Eukaryota; Metazoa; Chordata; Crocodylia; Alligatoridae
Gene: MAPT
Product: microtubule associated protein tau
Exons: 15
Coding region: 76-2082 (668 amino acids)
Biological process (GO): microtubule cytoskeleton organization; neuron projection development
Cellular component (GO): neuron projection
Molecular function (GO): microtubule binding
Source: RefSeq, a predicted model, not a curated record
GAUUGAGAUCAGGAAGCUUUUUUGGGUAUUAAAACUCAGUUCCUGGAGUUCUUGCAUUCUCCCAGCCUGUCUUCCAUGGGAAUGAACAUUCCUGCAUGUAUGAUAGUGACUCUCAAGUUUAUAAAAGAGGAAGAAGAGAACUUUGGCAACAAGAUGGCUGAGCCACGUCAAGAUUUCAGUAUGAUGGAUGACCAUUCAUUGAGCCAAGAUAAGCAGAUCCCAUCAGGGUAUCCCCUCCAGAUACCAGUUGAUGACGGAUCGGAUGAGCCGGUUUCUGAGACCUCUGAUGCUAAGAGUACCCCAACUACGGAAGAUGCUACAGCACCACUAGUGGAAGAAGGAGAACAUGAGGAUGGGACUGGAGCUCAGCACCAUGUAGAGAUUCCUGAAGGAACCACAGCUGAGGAAGCGGGUGUGGGAGCCACUCCUAACCUUGAAGACCAAGCUGCAGGAGACAUCGCUGAAGAGGAGCUGAGCUCUCCAAAGCUAGAGGAGGGUGUGGAGCCUGGGCUACAGGAGCAUUUGGCAGAUGAGAUAAAAAAGGAAAUUCAGCCAGGAAAACAAGCAGAGAAGGUUCUUAAGGAGCCUCAUCCCCUUUUACGUGGAAGGCCGGCUGGAGAACAGGCAGCAGCAGCUCCUACCAGAAUUGAAGUCAGAAUACCAGGGCUCACAGAUGUGUCCAAAGACAUUAGCACCUUGGAAGAGAGUGAGGAGGUUGUCUCCCGAUCGCUGUUUAAUGAACCAUGGGACAUUGGGGGCAAAGAGGGCAUCGCAGUGGAUAAAGUGCCAUUAGCUGAAUCGGCUCAUAGUGUGCCCCUUGAAGGAUUUGUACGAGCGGCAGCAGUUCCUGAGUUAUUGAGGAGCACCCAAGGAGCUCGUGUUGAUGGUAAAGACAAAGACGGGACUGCUGAACAGAAAAAACCUAAGACAUCCACACCUUCCUCUGUCAGCACCCUGAAAGAUAGACCCUCCAUUAUCCCCAAACGACCCUCCUCUGUUAGUACAAUCCCUUUGAAAAUACCCUCCAGCCCUGCUGAGUCCUCAGUACCAGCUUCCAGUCCUAAACGAGUCUCUUCUGUCACAUCCCGACUCGCCAGUACAGGAAUGAAAGAAACAAAGCCCAAGGGCCUGGAGAUGAAAAGUGGAAUGAAGAUGCCCACCCCAAAGUCUGCAGUGGCACAGGCUCAAAGAAGCCCCGCCAACGCUAGCAGGAUCCCAGCAAAGACUCCCACAGCCCCCAAGACGCCUCCCACCACUGCUGGAAAGAAGGAGCAGAAAAAGCCCCCUUCCACAGCAGCAAAAUCUGAUAAAGGUGAACAGCCAAAGUCUGGAGACAGAAGCGGUUACAGCAGCCCUGGCUCACCAGGAACCCCAGGCAGCCGUUCCCGCACACCUUCCCUGCCAACUCCUCCUGCCAGGGAGCCCAAGAAGGUGGCAGUGGUCCGCACUCCUCCAAAGUCCCCUUCUUCUGCCAAGAGCCGCAUGCAGCCGUCUGCUGUCCCCAUGCCUGAUCUGAAAAAUAUCAAGUCCAAGAUUGGUUCUACUGAAAACCUGAAGCACCAGCCAGGAGGUGGAAAGGUGCAGAUUAUUAAUAAGAAGCUGGACCUUGGCAGCGUUCAAGCCAGGUGUGGCUCAAAGGAUAAUAUCAAACACAUCCCAGGAGGCGGCAGUGUGCAAAUUGUUUACAAGCCAGUAGACCUGAGCCAUGUAACAUCCAAAUGUGGUUCCUUGGGCAACAUUCAUCAUAAACCAGGUGGUGGCCAGGUAGAGGUGAAGUCUGAGAAACUGGACUUCAAAGAAAAGGUGCAUUCAAAAAUUGGGUCAUUAGACAACAUCACCCAUGUUCCUGGAGGGGGCAAUAAAAAGAUCGAGACUCACAAGCUGACCUUCCGUGAGAAUGCCAAAGCCAAGACUGACCACGGAGCUGAAAUUGUCUACAAGUCCCCCACCAUCUCUGGAGAUGCCUCCCCCCGUCGCCUUAGCAAUGUUUCCUCCUCUGGCAGCAUCAAUAUGGUGGACUCCCCCCAGCUUUCGACAUUAGCCGAUGAAGUGUCUGCUUCCCUGGCCAAGCAGGGCUUGUGAUUGCGUUGCUGUGGGUGGAGAGAAAAGAAAAAUCUGGCCUUCUUCCUCUGUUCCUUUUACAGCUGCUUCCCCCACCCCCUAACUGGUUAAGGAUUUAACCUGCUUUUAUUAUUCAUUUUGCUCCAGCUCCAGGACUUCAAAACCAGUCACUGCGUUGGGUUCAGUCCCCUCCUUUCCCAGCUGAGGUUAGCCACCUUCAGAAACAAACCCCUUGCAAAACAUGGGUUUGAUUCCUGGGUGGGUUAGGGCUUCUCCUGUCUAACUGCAAAGAACAAGCCUGGUGCCUGUUCCCCCCAGCCAUACCAUGAGGCCUGCCCCAUCCCACCACCCAAAGCAUCCCCCCUGUGCUGCACCAGACCACUCCUCUCCUUUGGUUUCCUGCAGCAGCAGUUCUCUGGGGCCUGCUGCCCCCAGCUGUGGACACUGGGUGCUGCAGACAUGCUGGGAACUGAACCCCAUGCAGGAGAGGAAAGGAAGGUGUUUGCCUUCUGGGGGGGAUGUCUUGGGGCUGUGGGGGUCAGGGGGAGGGAUGCUGGUAGCAAUUUAGAUCUAAUCCAGUUUCUUCUUCUUGUUUCUUGUGCCACAGUCACCCUGGCCAAGAAGCUGAUGGAUGAUGGGGGAGGGGCCCCAGGCCUGUGCUCUGGCUCCUUCACCUCUCAUCCAAAGGCACCAGGCUUCUUCCUGAGACCCAACAGAACUGACUUUCAAGUCCUGUGAGCAGCAGCAGCUCCCCUGUGCCCCGGUACCCCCGGGACACUCUUGAAGGCCGUAGUGGCCCCAGCAGCCCCCCCGUUCCUCUUAGAGCCGGUUCUGUUCUCUCUGCAAGGAUCUCAUGUUUUCUGUUUUUACUAACAUCUGGUUUUAGGGCUACUACUUUUAACUCUUUGUAUUAAUGACAACCGCUGAUGGCUUCUUCUUUCUCCCCACUCAUUCUUCUUACGAAAGGAUCUCGGCUCCUGUCCUUGGCAGAGACCUCUUUCUCUAGUCAGCUGUGUGACUUUGGGCUGCAUGUCUGGUUCACCAACCCUUUCCAUUGCUCAUGCCCCUGUGACUGUGUCCUGCACGCAGCGUGCAUCUGGCAUGCAGGGAACCCAGGAGUCUGGGCACUUUGUAACAUAGCCGCAUGCUCUGAAUGUUGUGUGGGGGACCUGCUUUAAGAAAGCAGAGUUGCUGGGGCUGUGUAUCCAUGAAACCCUUGGGGACAGGGCAGUUACUGGGCAGGAUAAAUUUACCCCCGCACUCCCCUGCCCCCUCCCUCCUCCCCCAUCCCCACAGGUUUCCUGUUCUCACCAUAGCUAGAUGAGUGCCUGGCAGGCUGGACACCUUGGCUCUUGUGAGCUUUUUGGGGUUCUUUGGAGGCUGCCUGCAUGGUUUCUGGGGAGUUGCUCUGUCUAGGUGCUGCCGCAAAGAGAAAGUUUUCUGUCGGUACCAGGGCAUGAACUUUGUAUGCGGCCUUUGGGCCUGUGGGAUGCUAUAACUACAAGUAACAGCUGGAGGUUGAGCGUGGUCCUUGCAGAGAGCAAAUCUUGAAUGUAUCAGAGUGGGAGGACGAAUGUAGGACCUUGCUCAGCAAGCAGAGAAAAAAGGAAACUUUUCGAGUGAGACAGCUGGGAGCUGCAGGGUGUCUCAUGAGUGUACCAGUAACGAAGCUAAAGGUGUGCGUUCUCUUUCUAUGAACAGUAGAGGAGGAUGGGAGCCAAGGAGCUGGGAGCAGAUUGUGUCCCCUUCACUUGCUAAUUCUCCUGGCAACUGGACAGAGACCUUUCUUCUUUCAGCAGACAGGGUUUCUAUUGAUGGAAACUGCGGACUCCUCAAACCCACGUGCUACCCCAGGCAUCCCCCUUCAUUUCCCCCUCCUGCUCCACCAGCCAUUUCCAUGCUGGAAGUGAUGAUGACACUAGGGUUUCUGGGCUCCCUUAGGCAAGAGAUGUUCUCUGAGCGGGCGUCCUCCUAGUUUUGUCGGAGUGAGGCAUUUCUGCAGGGGCUGUGGAGUCUGUGAAUAUAGGUUUUUUUCCCUUUGGCACCCCCUCGUGUUGUAUAGUUGGAUUUGUCUGUAUAUGCUUGGAAAUUGCCAGGGUGACAAUUUGGUUUUAUAUACAUAUAAUAUAUAUAAAAAAAAAGCAUGUGUUAUAAAACACUCUAAGUAGGUUUGGACCUGCCACAUGUGGCCGCCUGCGUACAGCUGAGCUGGAACGUGGGCAGAGGCACGCUUCCACGGAGUCCAGAUCAGACGGGCUGAGGUCUUGAAAAAGUUGGCAGUAAACGCCAGGUGGCCGAGUGGCUGUUGGCACUGCCCCUGCACAGGGGUGGGGGUCCAGGUGCUGCCUGGCCCACUGACCUGCUCUGUGCAUGUUCUGGGGCUUUCAUCCCAGCCCUGGCCCUGGAGGCAGGUUGUUCUGUGGUUCUUUUCCCUGCAACCGUCUCCCACAGGCAAGGGCUGUAGGGGAUGUCGUGUGAGUGUCUCCUUGUGGUGGUGGGAGCUGUGUGUGCUCAGUGAGGAUCUGAUUGGAUUAAUAUUGGUCCCCCUUCCCAUUCCCUCCCCCCACCUGCUAGGUCUUGGUUUCACAAGAGGGGUUGGUUGGAGCAGAAGUUCCCUGCAUGGUGGGUCUUGGAUUUCACAACAGGAGCAUUAUCCCCUGCUCUCAGCACUAUGGGCAGGGGAGGUAGAGGGAAGGAACAUUGCCUUGCCCGUUCCCCACACCUGGUCCCCUUGUGCAAGGCAGUCCAGCAGCUUCUGCACUGUUGGCUGUUGUGCAGUGUCCCCAGCCUAUGGGUGACUUCUGUCAGCACUCAAACCAUUAGAAAAGUACCGCCUGUACCAGGCACAGGCCCUGGCUGGAACAGCCGCAGCGAUGCAGGCUGGCUGGGCCAGGUGCAGCCUCCUCUGGGGUCUGUGCUGGCUCACAAGGCCCUACCCCUGCAAGUGGGGGCUCCAGAGCAUCCUCUGAUUUUGGCCAUUUAACCCCUUUACCCCUUGUCUGAUAACUGCUGCUGGAGUGCAGUGGGCUGGUAAACGAUGUGGCUGAGAAGUUGGGGGCAGGUAUCUAUUGCGCAUCUCCUCCCAAAGGCAGUGGCACUUGACUCCUAGCACACAUGGUCAGGGGGAAGGGGCUGGAUGCUGUAAACUUUGGGCAUGGUGGGGUCAGCUCAGUGCUGCUAUGGGCCUCUGGUGCUGGGGAAGGGAACCGGCUCCAGGCAGCUUGGACUCAAGAACCUCAGCUCAGCCCCUGCCCCAGCACAGCCCAGUACCAGGGCAUUGAACCCCAGUAGCAUAACCAGGGAGGGCCAGGAGGUGACUGGGGCAGCCCUAGGCACUUCCUGAGGGGGUGGGGGGAAGCACAGAAAUAGCUGCCCCUGGAGUAGUAGCUGAACAGGUGCCUGUGAUGGGCACCCAGCAACCAGCCCUGCCCUGCUGCUGGGCUCUGCCUGUCAAACCCAGGGUCCCCAGGUUCUUCUCAGCUUGUUUGCAGCCCUGAGAGCAAACAAAGAUUUAAAACAAGAGCAAGUUAUUGCCUCUGCCUUUGUUCCUAUGGCAACAGUCAGAACAAGAAGGCUACUAGCCUUGGUAGAGGCAGUGUCUGAAGGUACCAAUUCUUGUUCACACCAGGGAGCUGGAGGUCUACUGCCCCUCCUCGCCUGCUCGGUACAUGGCAUGUUUGACUAAACCACGUGGGGUGAGAUGGUGCAGGACCAGGCCGCUUGGUCUGGGGUGACAUGGGCAGGGCUUGAAGGAGGCUGAGACCCUUUUGCAUGUCAGUACUGUAAGGAAGGCAGCUCUGUGCUAGCCUUGGCCACCCCGCUGGGAAACACAGGACACCAACACCUAUAGACUCCAUCCUGGCUGCAGAGCCAAUUCCAUUAACAGGAUGCAGAGACCACUUCUUAACCCACAUUCCGGUCCUGCAUGGAAUGCUCGCCUGCAUGGAACAGCUGCGGCCUGAUCUCCAGGUCAAGCAGAGCAGGCUCAAGGGUAACAGUUCAUUGAAACAUGCCCUACCCUACAAUCAUCUGUUCAGGGUGCACACAGCAGGGCAGUGGUCCAGGUCCUGAAGCACAUUCUUAUUCCCACCUGUAGGACAGCUGCUGCUUGCCCCUCCUGGCACGUUAAGAUGUACCCACCCCCAUGCAUGUGGGGAGAACAUAGCUUCAAGGUGGUAGUUUGUGCACU